AGGGAUCGUUCCUGUGCUCAAGCCGGCGAAGGCCCAGGAGCAGCGCAAGCCUGGGCUGUUCGCGCGAAAGUGGACGACGACGUCUGACCAACGCGGCCCGCCCGCGACAAGAUGCGUGCGGUGCCAGGCUUACACUCACUAGGACACAGGCGUCCCUGGAAAUCUUUGGUGGCGACGUCGCGCAGCUGCGACGCUCCUGCAGGCUGGCACUGACCACAGUCGGCCAGCGAUGAUUGUAUUAUUUGCGGCGCUGCUAUUCGCGGCGCCGCCGCCCAUUGGGUUGGCGCCUACGGGUUCCAAGCCUCCCGGAGUGCUGUGGUACGGCUACAGCGUUCGGACUGGUGCUUCCGACAUACGAGUCGAUGACGUGGCCCAGGUGGCGCCUCCAAACAGCAGGACCACGCGCUACACUAGUUCCAUCGCUCACGGUGGCGCCCUCUCCCGGGUCGAGGUCGCACUAGGAACUCCGCACGGUAGCGUUGUCUACUACAACGACAACCCUCCCGCCGAUGUGGCGGCCAGAUUAUUCAGCCCGAACUAUCCGAGUGGUGUGCCGCCGCUGGUGCCGUUUCCACAAGGCUACGUGCAGUCGUUCGGCGCGGACGGGCCGCCGCUGCCGACGCAGCGUUUCAUCGGCCAAGUGGACCACUCUCAGCAGCCUCUUCCAAUCUCUAGUCUAGGACCCAGGAUCGGUGCUCGUGCCCUGCCCCCAGUCCCACUCAUUGCACCGGGUACAGAGGACAGACCGUCGCAUCAACCACCGUUUUCAGCAAUUGUGAGAUCGCGACCCGUGCUCUCACAGCCGGUGGGACCAGUCCUUCAGUCGGGCUCCCCGCUGUAUUCAUCACACCCGAAUCGGCCGCAUGGGACAACAAAGAAGGCUGCCGUCAUUACGUUAGUGGUUACACCUGGCUCUUCGCCUGCACAUGGGCCUCUUGGGACAACUCAGGGAGUCGAAGCAGCUGAAGCGAUCAGCGCACGACCUACACCGCCUCAAGUGCGUGCACCUUUUCCGACUGCUGAGCACGAAAUCCCAAGUUCUGUCUCAGCAGACGAACGUGAGCUAGAAUCCAGUGGCACAUUAUCGCAAAGCGACGUCCAGGAUUCCACAGUAACCUAUGAAGAGGAAGAAAACGUCAAGCAGCUCAGUGGGAGUGACGACCAGUCGUCGUCCACUGCUGCGUCCAUUGGGUUGCAGACAUCGCAGAGUCAAGAUACGUCGUCCGUGGUGAAGAACCAAAUUAAGACCCCCGUCGUUCUGAACAACGGCAGGGGUCAGUAUGAUUUUCGUGGCUACGAACAGUUCGAAGGUCAACCCGGCGCCGAGGAGAUCCCAGAGGCGCCGGAAGAUUCGCGUACGAGUAAAAAACACCGACACAACUUCCGGGUAUCCUAGCGGCGAGUCUGCGGACGAACAAACGCAGCCGCAACGAAGUGGGGCGCGUCGCGUAUCGCGACGUCCGCUGCUUACGAAGAGGAUCACUUUGUCAAGAACGCGCCCGCCUGCUCGAGACGGAGUGCUUACUGACAAGGGCUACGAGAGUGACAGCGACCAAUAUUCUCGAGAAACAGUAACGACGAGCGCGCCAUCUGACGUGCUGCCGCCGGGACAAUCGGUGAAUUCGAAGGCGUACAUUG
Messenger RNA from Rhipicephalus sanguineus (brown dog tick), 1638 nucleotides. Its product is annotated as cat eye syndrome critical region protein 2 homolog. The record is from RefSeq and is a predicted model, not a curated record. NCBI's taxonomy places the organism in Eukaryota, Metazoa, Arthropoda, Arachnida, Ixodida, Ixodidae. The coding region runs from base 230 to 1396 and encodes 388 amino acids. The transcript is spliced from 2 exons.